AUGAGCUGCAAUAGCUUCGACGAGACGGAGCUGCUCGUGGCGUGGAUCUGUGAGCGCAUCCGGCUGCCGGGCUACGCGCCAACUAAGUGGUCGCCGGCCGACUCGGCGAUCGUCAAGGAGUUUGCCGAGAGUCCCAACGUGCCCGCGCUCUUCGUGUCGACGCAGCCGCCCACCGGCGGCCUCCGCGUGAGCACCGUCGCGCCGCGCGACGCCAGCUCCAUCUUUUACUUUGUCAAGAACGGCCAAGUCGCAGUAAAAGCGGCGACCGCCGGCAGCAGCCUCCAGUUCGGCUCGAUUUCGGGCGAAGGCAUUGCGUCAUUGCUGCAGCUCAUGAACACAUUCUACCUCCAGCGACUGCAGCACGAGAAGAACUGGCCCGAGUCUGUGCAGAAGGAGUUCACUGCGCAGUUCUACCGCUUCAUGUCGAGCUUGACCGAGACCGUAUCUCGGGGCCUCGGCAAGACGGUGCUGUACCUUCCGCCGAUCGCGACCGAGAAGAUGAACCACAAGGACAAAGACCUCGUGCAGCAGCUCGAGUCGACCGUCAUCCACUGGACGCGGCAGAUCAAGGAGGUUGUCAACAACCAAGACAACGCCCACGAUGCGGAAGGCGCGGGGCCGCUCGAAGAGAUCAAGUUCUGGGAGCACCGCACCGAGGACCUCUCGGGCAUCACCGAGCAGCUCAACCGUCCGGGCGUGAAAGACAUCGUCGACAUUCUCAGUUUAGCGAAAUCGUCGUACUUGCAGCCGUUUGAAACCCUCAGUCAGAUCAUCAAGCAAGGGUCGUUCGAGGCCAACGACAACCUUCGGUUCCUCAAGAAGCUCUGUCCGAUCUGCGAGCAGAUGGCGAAAGCGACGCCGAGCGAGAUCCCGGCGCUCUUGCCCAAGCUCCUGACGUCCAUCCGGCUCAUUUGGAUGUACUCGCGCUACUACAACACGGAAGACCGCAUCACGUCGCUCCUCCGCAAGGUCUCGAACGAGAUCAUCGCGCUCUCGGCCAAGACGAUCUCGCUACGCGACAUCUUUGACGGCGACGUCGUCCGCAGCAUCCGCAACCUCGAGGAAACCAUCGCAUGCGGUGUCGCGUGGAAGACGAUUUACGCCAACGUCACCAGCGCCGUCCAGCGCGAGGGCGCGCUCAAGUGGCACUUCGAUGACACGAGCAUUUUCGCGCAGGUCGACGCGUUCGUGCAGCGCUGCCGCGAGCUCCUCGAAGUCUGCGAGGGCCAGAUCCAGUUUGCGCGCAAAGGCGGCGGCUCCACGAGCCUGCCAUGCUUUGGCGGCAACCGCGGACUCGAGAUCGUCAAGUCGCUCAUGGGCAUCGAGACGCAGUUUGAAGGGCACAUCGACCGCCUGCGCAAGCUCGACUACGACAUCCUCGACGUCAAGAUCACGUUCUGGCACAGCGACUUCAACGCGUUCAAGAAUGGCGUCAAAGACUUGGAGGCCAUGACGCAGAAUGUUGUCAACGCCGCCUUCGACUCGGUGUCCACCAUUGCGGCCGGCUGCGAUCUCUUGCAGGCCUUCCAGACCAUCUCCAAGCGCGAAGCCAUUCGGCGCUGCCUUGAGAAACGCACGAUCGACGUGUAUGCCAUGUACAAGGCGCAGAUCUCGACCGUUCGGAGUCUCUUUGAGAAGAACAAGGGCGCACCCCCGCUCUCGGCCACGGAGCCGCAGUACGCGGGCGCGGCGCUCUGGGCGCGCGGCCUCCUCCUCAAGUGCAAGGAAGAUCUCAUGCGACUCUCGCAGCUCACGAGCCUGCCCUCCGGCGCGAUCGAAUUCGAGGAAGCCACGUCGCACUUUGACGGUCUCAAGGCCGUGCUGAACGACUACAUUCAGAAAAAGUACCACGACUGGAUCGACGAGCUCAACGAGCUGGGGCAAGCAAAUCUCAACGCGCGGCUCGAGAACCCCCUCAUGACCAAAGUCGGCGCGGAGAUGCUCGCGUCCACAGCGACCUUGCCCGCGGCCAACGCCAGCACCAACGCCAAUGCACUGCCCGCCUCCGGCGACGCGCCGGUCGAGAAGCUCAUCGGCCGAUCCAAGAAAGGGUUUCUGCACUGCAAUUUUGACCGCCCGCUCCUCCAGCUCUUCGCCGAGGUGCACUAUUGGCUCUACUUUAACGGCGAGGUCCAGAUCCCGUACAUCGCGCACGACAUUUGCAACCAAAAGGAGCAGCUGCGGGUGCUGCGCGAACACGUCGUGCUCGUCAUCCGCGACUACAACCGCAUUUUGCACGAGCUCUCGUCGACCGAGCGCCGGCUCUUCGACGACAUCAUCCGGAAGCUCGACCGGCGCAUCCAGCCCGGGCUCCAAAAGCUCACGUGGCAAAGCAAGGGCAUCGUCGACUGGUAUGUGGCCGACUGCCGGAAGCACUGCGACACGACGUUCCGCAUCGUUCGCGAGUUUCAGGACAAUAAGGAGCUGAUUGCGAGCAACUGCAAGAUGAUAGCGGGGCUCAUGCACAUUGCGAUCGAGCGCAACUCGGUCUACGACGACGGUGUCUUUGAAGUCAAGCAAGCGAGCCAUCGAAAAGAGAUUGAGAAGAAGCUACGGGACGCGUACGAGAGCAUCCGCAGCACGAUGGGGGCCAUGUACACGCACUUUGCAAGCGGCCCGCCAGACGUCCAGCGCGAGUGGGCGCGGUUUGUCGAGCGCGCGGACAAGAGCCUCGAGGACGCGCUUCGGCAGAGUGUGAAAAAGUCGCUGCAAGAGCUCAGCAAGGCCAUCAACGGUGACGCCAAGACGGACCCGCACCCGCUCUUCCGCGUGCACGUGGUCCUCGAGGACGGCCGCGUCGAGUUCCACCCGCUCAUGGCCAACCUCACGCAGAUGGUCAACACGGUCGCCAAGGAGAUCUUCAACGUCAUCUCGGUCGUGCCGCGGCUCACGUCGCUGCUGACCAGCACGACAGAGCCGCAUGUUAUCGACGCGCCGGGCGUCGAAGCCACGUUUUACCAGUCGAUCUUCCAGGACGAAGAAAUCCUCAAGGUUCUCGUGCACAUCAUGAACGGCAUGUCGGCGAGCGCGACGGAGCUGCAAAAGUACCUCGGGUACUGGGACAAGUACAAGCUCUUGUGGAACCAAGACAAGCAAGCGUUCAUUCGGCGCUACGCCAAGGCCAACCGCCCGCUCUCGCAGUUCCGCGUCGAUAUUGAACGGUAUCGGGAGCAGCAAGUCUCGAUCACAAACGAAGACCUCACCAACACGAUCAAUUUCGUGCAAAUUGACACCAACUUGCUCAAAGCGAGCCUCGUCGACCAUACGGUGCAGUGGAUCGGCAAGCUCACGGGCCUCCUCAACCAAACCGCGGCCGACGAGCUGCGCGCGCUCAACCUGAUGAUCAAGGAGAACACGAAGAAGCUGCUCAUCAAGCCAAGCAACCUCGACCACCUCGGACAGAGCAUUACGCUGCUGCAGGAAAUCAAGGACUCGGCGCCGAGCGUCGAGGCGCAGUUCGAGCCGCUGCAACAAAAGUACGACCUCUUGGCCGAGUUUGACGUGCAAAUUUCCGACGACGAGGCGCGGGACCUCGCGGGCUUGCGGCCGCAGUGGGAAGCGUACGAGCUCAUGAUGGUGGAGGCGAACGCGAUGCUGCAAAAGUGCAAGAUGAGCAUGAAGCAGUCGCUCCAGGACACGGUCGCGGAGCUGAGCCACCACAUGAUCGAGCUCCGCAACGAAGCGGUGGCGUCGCUGCCCUACUCGGACGUCGACACGACGUCGGCCUCUGCGCAUGGAACGCUGCUUGCGUUUGAAGCCAAGAUGGAGGCGACGCGCGCGCGCCAGGCAGCGCUCAAGAAGGGCCUCGACAUCUUCGGUAUCGAAGAGUCGCCGAACGAGGACUUUGUUCGAACUGAGAAGGAGUUGGAGCUGCUGCAGACGAUCUGGGCCAUCUACGACGAGUGGGACGGCGUCUGGUCGAGCUGGAAGCACAACGUGUUCACGUCCUUGGACGUCGAGCGCAUGGAGAUGACGGCGGCGCAGUUCUUCAAGAAGAUCUCCAAGGCCGGCAAAGACAUGAAGGAGUGGGCGGUCUGGGCGUCCAUGAAGGAGAAAAUCGACCAGUUCCGCGCGACCUUGCCGCUGAUCCAGGACCUCAAGAACGAAGCGCUCCGGCCGCGCCACUGGGCGAUGCUCAAGGAGGAAAUGGAAAAGUUCUUUGACGCGACGGCCCAAGACUUUACACUCGAGAAGGUCUUCUCGCUCGGCUUCCACUUGCACGCCGAGUACAUCUCGAGCAUGUCCUCGAACGCGUCCAAGGAGCUCUCGAUCGAGCAGGCGCUCGAUGGGAUUGCCGAGCGCUGGAACGGCAUCGACCUCGACCUCGUCGAGUACAAGUCGGUGUACUUUAAAGUGCGGUCGGCCGAAGACCUCUUUACCUCGCUCGAAGAUGACCAGGUGCAGCUCUCGACGAUGAAGGCGUCGCCGUUCUUCGAGGCGUUCAAAGCCAAGAUCUUGUACUGGGAGGCAUCGCUCUCGCACGUCUCCGAGGUCGUCGAGACGCUUCUCGGGGUCCAGCGCUGCUGGAUCUACCUCGAGUCGAUCUUCAUGGCGAGCGAAGACAUUCGGAAGCAGCUGCCGCUCGAGUCGGCGCUCUUUGAUGACGUCAACCAGGGCUACAUCCGCGUGACGACGUCGAUGGCGUCGGCCAAGAACGCUCUCAAAGGCACUCAUCUCCCCAACACGCUCGAGACGCUCGUCGACAUGCAGGCCAAAUUGGAUCAGAUCCAGAAAUGUCUCGACCAGUACCUCGAGACGAAGCGCAUGCUCUUCCCGCGCUUCUACUUUCUCUCGAACGACGAUUUGCUCGAGAUCCUCGGGCACCAAAAGGACCCGGAUCAAGUCCAGAAGCACAUCAAAAAGUGCUUUGAAGCCAUCAAGUCGCUCUUCCUCCUGCACCCUGGCACGCGCGGCAACCUCACCUUCGAAGCGGCCGGCAUGAACGCGCCGGACGGAGAGCAAGUGUUGUACCUCAACAACGUGGUUGUAGCCGGCGCUGUCGAAAUGUGGCUUUUACGCGUCGAAGCAGCCAUGGUCGCGUCGCUCCAGAAGCUCUUUGCCGCCUGCCUCGUCGGGUACCGCGGCAAGAAGGACAAGUGGAUCAAAGAGUUUCCAGGGCAGCUCCUCAUCACGUGCGGCCAGACGGCGUGGACAAACGAGUGCAUCAAAGCCCUCAACGACGUGUCCAAAGGCGACAAGAAGGCGCUAAAAACCCUCAAGAAGAAAUGGAUUUCGUACCUGAACAAACUCGCCGACAUGGUCCGCGGCCAGCUCUCGUCGAUCGACCGCAAGAAGCUGGUCGCGCUCAUCACAAUUGAGAUUCACUCGCGCGACGUGAUCGACCGCCUCGUCAAGCAAGCGUGCAAGUCGACCAACGACUUCGAGUGGCUCAUGCAACUGCGCUUCUACUUCAACAAGGACCUCGGCGACCACGGAAUCUGCGAAGUCAAACAAACGGUCACGUGUCUUCAGUACAGCUACGAGUACCAGGGCAACAACGGCCGCCUUGUGAUCACGCCCCUCACGGACCGCUGCGUGCUUACCAUGACGACGGCGCUGCAUCUCAACCGCGGCGGCAAUCCGCUGGGCCCUGCCGGCACGGGCAAGACCGAGACCGUCAAGGAUCUCGGGAAGAACCUCGCCAAGUACGUCAUCGUCUUCAACUGUUCGGACGGUCUCGACUACAAGUCGGUCGGGCGCAUGUUUGCCGGCCUUGUGCAGUCAGGCGGCUGGGGCUGCUUCGAUGAGUUCAACCGCAUUGAGAUCGAAGUGCUCUCGGUCGUUGCGCAGCAAGUGCUCACAAUCAUGCAAGCGCUGACGAUGAAGUCCAAGGAGUUCGUCUUCCUCGGCACCAUGAUCCAGUGCAACCACAACAUGGGCAUCUUCAUCACGAUGAACCCGGGGUACGCCGGGCGCACGGAGCUGCCCGACAACCUCAAGGCACUGAUGCGUCCGUGCGCCAUGAUGGUGCCAGACCUCGCCUUGAUUGCCGAGGUGAUGCUGCAAGCAGAGGGCUUUCGCGACGCCAAGGUGCUCGCCAAGAAGACGACGACGUUGUACGGCCUCAUGAUCCAGCAGCUGAGCAAGCAAGACCACUACGACUUUGGGCUUCGCAGUCUCAAAGCCGUGCUCAACAUGGCCGGCGCGCUCAAGCGAGAGGACCCCAACAUGCAGGAAGAGCACAUCCUCCUGCGUGCGCUGCGAGACAUGAAUGCGCCCAAGUUUGUACGCGAAGACGCCGCGCUCUUCAAGCUCCUCCUCGGCGACCUCUUUCCGUCGAUCGAGCUGCCGAUACCGGAUUAUGGCGCGCUGCAGAACGCGAUUCAGCGCGAGCUCGUGAGCCAGGGCCUCCAGUUGCACCCGAACAUUCUCUUCAAGACAAUCCAAAUGUACGAGAGCCAAGCGACGCGCCACUGCAACAUGAUUGUGGGCCAGACCAUGGCCGGCAAGUCGACGGUGUGGAAAACCCUCCAGAUGGCCAAAACGCUUUUGGCGAAAGAGGGCGUGAGUGGGUACACCCCCGUGCGCGUCCAGGUGCUCAAUCCCAAGUCGAUUUCGCUCAACGAGAUCUACGGCGUGUACGACCUCGCGACCUUUGAGUGGAUCGACGGCAUCCUCAGCGCCAUCUUCCGCACGCUCGCGAGCGACGAAAAGCAAGAUGAGAAGUGGAUCAUGCUCGACGGGCCGGUCGACACGCUGUGGAUCGAGUCGAUGAACUCGGUCAUGGACGACAAUAAAGUGCUCACGCUCAUCAACGGCGACCGCAUCGGCAUGAGUCCGUCCAUGGCGCUUCUCUUCGAAGUCCAAGACCUCUCAGUCGCCUCGCCCGCGACCGUCUCCCGCGCCGGCAUGGUGUACAUGGACGUCGAAGACCUCGGGUGGCGUCCGUACGUGCAGACGUGGCUGGACACGAGCAUCGUCGACGCCGACGAGCGCGAGCUCCUCAAGGCACUCUUUGAAAAGUACGUGGUCAAACUGCUCGCGUUUCGCCGGACCGACGUCACGGAGCUCAUUCCGGUGGCGGAAUUUAACGGUGUCAAGAGCUUCUGCAACCUCUACAAGGUGCUCGCGACGCCCGAGAACGGCGUCGAGAAGAGCUCCGAGGUCUUUGGCGCCAUGGUCGAAAAAUGGUUCCUCUUCUGUCUCGUCUGGUCCGUCCUCGGCGCCGCCAACGACGACGGCCGCGCCCGCUUUGACGCGUGCCUCCGUGAGAUCGACACGGUGUUUCCACCGGUGAAGACCAUCUACGAGUUCUACGUCGACCCGAAGGCGCACGACCUCAAGCUCUGGGACGAGAAGCUGCCCGCCAACUACCGCGUGCUCCCCAACACGCCAUUCCACAAGAUCAUUGUGCCGACCAUCGAUACGCUUCGGUAUGGAUUUCUGCUGCAGACGAUGGUGCUCGGCGGCCUCAAUGCGCUCCUCGUCGGCGACACGGGCGUGGGCAAGACGACCAUCAUCGAGCGCGAGCUCGAGAAUCUCUCCGACGCGACGUAUGCGCGCCUCGUGAUGAACUUUAGCUCGGCCACGUCGUCAUCGACGACCCAGGACGUGAUUGAAGCCGUCAUGGAGAAGCGCAGCAUGAACCGGUUCGGCCCCGUCGGCGGCAAGAAGCUGGUGACGUUCACGACGUUCGUCGACGACCUCAACAUGCCAACCAAAGACGACUUUGGGUCCCAGCCCCCGCUCGAACUACUGCGGCAGUGGGUCGACUACGGCUGCUGGUACGACCGGAAGAAGCAGACGCUGCGGUACUUCGUGGACAUGCAGCUCGUGGCCGCCAUGGGACCACCCGGCGGCGGUCGGUCCGUGAUCUCGUCGCGCUUCCAGAGUCGCUUCAACCUCGUCAACAUGACGUUUCCCGAGAACACGCAAUUGCGCAAGAUCUUCGAGACGAUGCUCGUGCCCAAGCUGAGCGAGUUCGACGACGAGAUCAAACCCCUCGGCGCGCCGCUCGUCACGGCCACGAUCGUGCUCUACCAGACCGUCGAAGCGAACUUUCUGCCGACGCCUGCCAACUGCCACUACCUCUUCAACCUCCGCGACAUGGCCAAGGUCGUCCAGGGCCUUUUGACCGCCGAGAAGCUGCUCAUUUCGGGUCGCGACGGCAUGCUCCGGCUCUGGAUCCACGAGGCCCUUCGCGUCUUUAGUGACCGGUUGACGUCCGCCACGGACCGCGCGCUCUUCAAGACCAAACUGGACGAGAUCCUCGCGGCGACGUUCCAGACCGAGUGGAACCGGCUUCUCAACACGCACGUUGAAGUGCUCAAGGAGAGCGGGCCGCUCUUCAGCGGUAUUUUGACACCGUCCGAAGACGACGCGCCCGUCAAGUACGACGAAGUCGACGACAUCAAAGGCCUCAAGCAUUUCGUGGAAGAUCAGCUCGACAACUACAACGUCGAGCCGGGUCUCGUGCCAAUGGACCUCGUGCUCUUUGGUGACGCGCUCAUGCAUCUGCUGCGCAUUUACCGGCAGCUGACGACGCCGCGCGGCAACCUCCUGCUCGUCGGCGUCGGUGGCAGCGGUCGGCAGAGUCUGACGCGCCUCGCAGCGUUCAUUGCGAGCUGCGACCUCUUCCAGAUCGAAGUGACCAAGAACUACCGCCCGAUGGACUUUCACGAAGACAUGAAGAAGCUGUACCACAACACGGGCGUCCUGAACAAGAAGACGACGUUCCUCUUCAGCGACACGCAGAUCAAAAGCGAGUCGUUCGUCGAGGACAUCAACAACAUUCUGAGUUCCGGCGAGAUUCCAGGCCUCUUUGAGAAGGACGAGCAGAGUACCAUCAUCGACAGCGUCCGGCUCCGAGCGCGCGCGCAAGGCGUCAAGGAGACGAAGGAAGGCCUCUGGGGCUUCUUCAUCGGCGAAGUGCGGCGCAACUUGCACGUUGUCUUGGCGCUGAGUCCGAUCGGGAAAGGCUUCCGCAACCGCGUGCGGCAGUUCCCGUCGCUUGUCAACAACACGACGAUCGACUGGUUCGACGAGUGGCCCAUCGACGCGCUCCAAGAGGUCGGUAUGAAGUUUCUGGACGAGAAGCGCAUUGCGGCCGAGGCCCAGCGGCCCAAGAUCGCCGCCGUCUUCGCCGUUGUCCACAGCUCGGUCGUGCUUGCGUCGGCGCAGAUGCUCGCGUCCAUGAAGCGCCACAACUACGUCACGCCGACCAACUACCUCGCACUCGUCAAGGGCUACGUCGAAUGUCUGCUUGAGAAGAGCUCGGCGAUCGUCGACUCGCGCGACAAGCUCAAGAACGGCCUGGCCAAACUCGAAGAGAGCCGGACGCAGGUCGAAGAAAUGUCCAAGCAGCUCGAAGAGCGCAAGGUUGUCGUCGCGCAGAAGAACAAGGACUGCAGCGACCUCCUCGUCAUCAUCGUCUCGGAACGGCGCGUCGCCGACGAGCAGCGCAAGCAGGUCGAGGCCGAGUCCGAGCGCAUCUACAAGGAGGAGGUCGAGACUAAGAAGAUCGCCGACGACGCCCAGAAAGACCUCGACGAAGCGCUGCCGGCGCUCGCCAAGGCCAUGGCCGAGGUCGACCUCCUCGACAAGAAGGCGAUCGCCGAAGUCAAGGUCUACUCCCAGCCGCCGGAAGCCGUCUCGCUCGUCAUGUGCGCGGUCAUGGUGCUCUUUGGGCUCACGCCGACGUGGGCCGUCGCCAAAGUGAAAAUGAACGACUACACGUCCAAGGACAUGUUCAAGGCCGACAUUGUGCGCAAGGUCUCGGGCGCCGCCGGUGCGCUCUGCUCGUGGGUGCUCGCGAUGGAAGUCUACUCGACCGUCUUUCGGCUCGUCGCGCCCAAGCGCGAAGUGCUCAAAAAGUCGCAGCAAGCGCUCGAGUCCAAGCAAAAGGACCUCCAGCGGGCCAAAGGCAAGCUCCAAGAGGUCACCGAGAAGGUCGAGUCGCUCAAAAAGCAGUACGACGACAGCGUCAGCGAGAAGAACGCGCUGCGGGAGGAGGCCGAAGUGCUCGAACUCAAGCUCUCGCGCGCGACGCAGCUCGUUUCGGGUCUCUCGGGCGAGCGCGAGCGCUGGCAAGUGAGCAUUGCGACCAAAGAAGGCUCGCUCCUCAACGUCGUCGGCGAUGCACUCGUCGCCGCGGCCUUCCUCUCGUACGCAGGUCCGUUCGACACUGCAUUUCGCGCGUCGCUCGUGGAUACGUGGUCCAACCGGGUCGUGCAGCAAGGGCUGCCGCUCUCGCCGUCGUUUCAGUUCACCGACUUCCUCGCCGACCCGACCGACGUCCGCCACUGGAACGCGCACGGGCUUCCCCGCGACAACCUGUCGACCGAGAACGGCGUCGUGACGACGCGCGGGAAGCGCUGGCCGCUCAUGAUCGACCCGCAAGGCCAAGGCAACAAGUGGAUCAAGUCGCUCGAGGGCGCCAAACUCGACGUGGUCGACCCGAUGAUGAAGGACUUUCUCCGCAAGCUCGAGAACGCGAUUCGGUUUGGCACGGCCGUGCUCAUGCAGGACGUCCAGGAAGAGCUCGACCCGAGUCUCGAGCCGGUUUUGACCAAGAGCAUCGUCAAGGUCGGCAACCGCGACAUCCUCCGCAUCGGCGACAAGGAGCUCGACUACAACCACGACUUUCGGUUUUACCUCACGACGAAGCUGCACAACCCCCACUAUACCCCUGAAGUCUCGACCAAGACGACGAUCGUGAAUUUCGUCGUCAAGGAGCAAGGCCUCGAGGCCCAGCUCCUCGGCACGGUGGUGCAGAUGGAAGAGCCCGCGCUCGAAGAGCAGAAAUCCGAACUCGUCAUCAAGGUCGCGGCCGCCAAGCGCAAGCUUGUCGACUUGGAGAAUGAGAUUUUGCGCCUCCUCUCGGCCGCAAAGGGCUCGCUCCUUGACGACGAGUCGCUCGUCAACACGCUCAAUGCGUCCAAGACGACGUCGGAAGAAGUGAGCUCGCAGCUCGUCGUGAGCGAAGAGACCGAGCGCAAGAUCGACGCGGCGCGCAUGGGCUACGUCGCCGUCGCUGUCCGCUCGUCGACGCUCUACUUUGUGCUCAACGACAUGACCAAGGUGGACCCGAUGUACCAGUUCUCGCUCGACUCGUACGUUGACUUGUUCAAAGAGUCGAUCGCGAAGAGCCGGUCGGCGCGCCAGACGCUCACGCUGACCGACGACCUCAGCGAGCGCAUCAGUGCCAUCAACGAGUACCACACGUACGCCGUUUACGCCUACGCCUGCCGCGGUCUCUUUGAGCGGCAUAAACUGCUCUUCUCGUUCCAAAUGUGCAUUCGUGUGCUCCAGAGCCUCAAGAAGGUGCCGCAAGACGAGUACGAGUUCCUCCUCAAAGGCGGGAGCGUGCUCGGCCACGACGAGCGCGUCGCCAACCCGGUCGCGGAUUUCUGUCCCGAGAGCACGUGGAAUGCCGUCGUGGACCUCAACCGCCUGCCCCGUUUCCAAGGCCUCGUGUCCUCCUUUGAGCAAACGGGCAAGGGGUGGAAGCAGUGGUUCCAGAGCAGCGCGCCCGAGAUCGAGCAGCUGCCGGGCGACUGGGAAGGCAAGUGCAACGAGCUCCAGCGCAUGCUGCUUCUCCGCGUGCUCCGGUCGGACCGCGUGACGAUCCAAGCCUCGAAGUUCGUGGCCACGAACCUCGGCGCGCAGUUUGUGGACCCGCCGCCCUUCGACCUCCGCGCCAUAUACGACAACUCGACAUACAAGACGCCGCUCAUUUUUGUGCUUUCGCCCGGCGUCGACCCGACCAACAACCUCAUGGCGCUGGCCGAGUCGCUCAAUAAGAAGGUCGAGAACUGCGCCCUCGGGCAGGGCCAGAGCGGCUUUGCCGAGGCGAUGCUCGCGCGCGGGCUCGAGGGCGGCCACUGGGUCUUCUUGGCCAACUGCCAUCUCAUGCUGAGCUGGGCGCCGACGCUCGAGAAGCUCAUCGACAACUACUGCGCCAACCCGAGUGUGAACCCCAACUUCCGGCUCUGGCUCACGAGCGACCCGAAUCCCAAGUUUCCCAUCGCGAUCCUCCAGCGCGGGAUCAAGAUGACGACCGAGCCGCCGCGGGGCAUCCGUGCCAACUUGCUAAGGCUCUACAACACGAUGACCCCGGAGCGGUUCGGGCGCUGCAAGCAGACGAAGAAGUACAAGCGGCUCCUCUUCUGUCUCUGCUGGUUCCACGCGCUCCUCCUCGAGCGGCGCAAGUUCAACAACCUCGGCUGGAACAUCCCGUAUGACUUCAACGAGAGCGACUUUGCUAUUAGCGAAGACGUGCUCGCGAUCUAUUUAGAUGAGUACGACGAGACGCCAUGGGAGGCGCUCAAGUACCUCAUCGCGCAGGCCAACUAUGGCGGGCGCGUCACCGACGACUGGGACCGCCGCUUGAUGCUCGUCUAUGUGGGUCAGUUUUUCUGCGAGGACAUUUUGGAGCUCGAGAUGGCGCCGCUCUCCGAGUCGCCCGAGUACUACGUGCCGGACGACGGCGACCUCGCAACGUACGGCGACUACAUCCGCAACCUCCCGCUCGAGGACCCGCCCCUCGCCUUUGGCCAGCACCCGAACGCGCAGAUUGCAUCCCAGAUCGACAAUGGCCGGGAGCUCCUUAGUACGAUCCUGAGCUUGCAGGCCAUGGGCGGCGGCGACGGCGGCAAAGGCACCGACGAAAAGAUCCUCAGCGUCCUCCAGAACCUCAAGGAGAAGGUGCCCGACCCGUUCGACCUCGCGACGGUCAAGCUCAACCUCUCGGCGCGCAGCGACCCGGACGCGCUCAAGACCGUGCUCGUGCAGGAGCUCGAGCGCUACAACAAGCUUCUGAGCACGAUCAAGUCGUCGCUAAUUGCGCUGGAGAAGGGACUCCAAGGCCUCGUCGUCAUCACGCCCGAACUCGAAGGCGUCUCGCAGGCGCUCUUGUUGGGCGCGGUCCCCAAGGCCUGGAGCUUCUGCUACCCGUCACUCAAGCCGCUUGGCGCGUGGACGACCGAGCUCGAGCAGCGCGUGGCCCAGAUGCGGCAUUGGGCCAACACGGCGAUGCCCGUCGUCUUUUGGCUCGCGGGCUUUACGUACCCGACGGGCUUUCUCACGGCGCUGCUGCAGACCGCGGCGCGCAAGAACGGGGUCUCGAUCGACUCGCUCAACUGGGAGUUCCUCAUCGUCAACCAGCACGAAGACUCGAUCGCAUCGAGUCCCAAGGACGGCGCGUACGUCAAAGGGCUCUUCCUCGAGGGCGCGCGCUGGGACUUUGAGCACGACUGCUUGACCGAGCCGAACCCGAUGGAGCUCUACUGCGUCAUGCCCAUGAUCCAUUUUCGACCGGUCGAAAACAAAAAGAAGGCGGCCAAGGGCACGUACAGCUGCCCGCUCUACAUGUACCCGAUCCGCACCGGUACGCGCGAGCGGCCGUCCUUCAUGAUCGCCGUCGACCUCAAGUGCGGCGCCCAGCGGUCGCCCGACGUGUGGACCAAGCGAGGCACGGCGCUCCUCCUCUCGCUGAGUACGUAG
Messenger RNA from Saprolegnia parasitica CBS 223.65, 13443 nucleotides. RefSeq lists its product as hypothetical. Gene Ontology annotation, molecular function: ATP binding; minus-end-directed microtubule motor activity; ATP hydrolysis activity. Gene Ontology annotation, cellular component: dynein complex. The record is from RefSeq and is a predicted model, not a curated record. Gene Ontology annotation, biological process: microtubule-based movement. The transcript is spliced from 6 exons. Lineage: Eukaryota; Oomycota; Saprolegniomycetes; Saprolegniales; Saprolegniaceae. Bases 1 to 13443 code for a protein of 4480 amino acids.